AUGUCCAUCAUCAAGCCUAUUGGAGAUCCAAAAAUUUUGGAGAAAAGACCUCCACAAAGUGUCUCCUACAAAGAUGUUAAAUCCUCUAUUGACACUGGAAUGGUCAAAAGAAAAUCCGAUCAAAGUAGGUGGUUUUAUAAUUCAUAUGAAAGUUGUUUCCGAUUGAGAUUUUCGAAUAAUAUAGAUGAUAGCAAACUAUUCAAAAAAGUCGAACAUUUCAAACGAAUCAAAUCCACAGAGCUAAUGAAGUUAAUUUUACUCAAAAUGAAUUCGAAUAAGGAAGGGCUAGCUAAUGAGGAUGAAGCCAAGUGCCCCUCAGAAUCUCCAAAACAUUCAGUCAUCUCAUCUCAAGCGUUUAGUAGUACCAUUUCGGAGGCAAAAACUGCCGUGCAUCAAAUGGAUCCAAUCUUGAUUAAAUCAAGGUUACGAGAGGAUGUAUCAGAUGCUGAUAAUUUAGUGCUAGUACUUGAUGUGAGAGAUCCAGAAGAUUUUGCAAAAUGUCAUUUACAAACUGCAUACAGUUAUCCAGCUGCGACGGUUAACAGGACGGUUAAUCCUUUCACAUUUGAAAUGUUGUCCUUUAAAAACCAUCCGCAAAAGAAAAUUGUACUGUACGAUAGAGAUGAAAAAAUAGCGUGUCCUGUAGCAAACUUGUUAUUUGAAAAAGGGUUCGAUAAUAUUGUGGUUCUGACAGGUGGACUGCAAGAAUUUUUCCAGAAGCAUCCGAACUUAAUAGUUGGGGAAGUGCCAAAGGAAUGGAUACCAACCGAACCAAAAAAGAAGCGCCUACAAUCUGCCUCUUCAGUGACCAGUAAAUCGACGCAAAACAAACCAACCGUCUCCAAAAAGCCACCUGCCACAGCCCUAAGUACCUCCAAAGUAUGGAAAUAA
Messenger RNA from Naegleria fowleri, 891 nucleotides. RefSeq lists its product as uncharacterized. Gene Ontology annotation, cellular component: ciliary basal body. Lineage: Eukaryota; Heterolobosea; Eutetramitea; Acrasida; Naegleriidae. The transcript has 3 exons. The coding region runs from base 1 to 891 and encodes 296 amino acids. Gene Ontology annotation, biological process: cilium assembly; protein polyglutamylation. The record is from RefSeq and is a predicted model, not a curated record.